CGCUUUUUCAUUCCAUUAUGUAACGUAUUUCUCUGAUUUAGAGACUACUUUUGUAUGAAGAAGUUUGGUUAGAUAUGACCUUUGAUACAUUGCCCACAUUCCCAAUGAAAAAUAUACUAUACUCUGUGGUCAACCAUUUUGUUUCAGUCUGUUGAAAAUUGCGAUUGCGCCGGGUGUGUGACAACGUACAGUGAUCAUAUAUUGUGUUUGUUUUGUGGUUAUAUCGAAUCAUGUCAAUCUGGAGACUCGGCGAGGAACCACCACCGGAGUACCUCGAACUCCUUUACGAGGUAGAGGGAUCUGACGGUGGAUCCGAUGGCGAGGCGGACGUUGAAGACGAGGUGGACGUGGAAGACGAGGUGGAGGUGGAAGACGAGGUGGAGGUGGAAGACGAGGUGGACGUGGAAGACGAAGUGGACGUGGAAGGCGAGGUGGACCUGGAAGACGAGGAUGAAGAUGAGGUGGAGGCUCCACCAUACUCCCCACACCCAGGACACACGUCCCCGGAGAGCCGCGAGAGGCUGUCGCGAAUGGACGACCCAACGACGUCGAGAGAGUUCCGUGAGAGGUCACGCUCGCCACUGCCCUCUUCGGCAGAACCUGUGGUGCCUGCAGACUACCUAGAGGUCAUGUUCGACGACUUUGGUGUCCAGCUCGACGAACAGCCGACUGCGGUGCCUGCAGAGGGCCUAGUGGUCGUUUUCGACGAGUUCGGUGUCGCGCUCGACGAACAGCCAACGGCCGACGAGUUUUUUGCCCCGGAUACCCACCCAUUGUAUGAAAUAAGAGAUCGUGAAAGAGAUGUACGCAAUAGAAGAGGAACGAGUGGGAGAAGGGGUGGCCGAAGGGGGGUCAGAGGUGUGCGAGGACAGAGUGCACGCGGGGGUAGGUAUCCGAGCAGGGGCCGUAGGGGAGGACGGCAGUGGGUGGUGGGUGAACCACUCCACCAAAUUUGGUUGAGUGAUGCCGACGUCCCUCCCGAAUUGGUGAGUUUGGCGACGGAUGUAGUAAGGAGACGGCAGAGGGGAUUGCAAGGUGAUGCCGUGGCUGACAUUACUGAACGAGGAAGGGUAGCUAGUGAGAGUGAGGAUGAAUUAUUUGUCGACGCCAGUGAUGGAGGUGAUGCUCCCCGUAGACUGGAAAGUCAGAAUCUUGACUUUGAAUGGUAUCCUAUGGAUACCUUUCAAAGUCGAGAAGAAGAUUUUCUUCCAGAGCGUACUGGUUCGGUUCGGUAUUUCGACUCAGCCUACGACGCUUUCCGUUCCUAUUGGAGCGAAGAGGUCUUAGGUUUAAUCGUGGCCGAAACGAACUCUUAUGCUUCGAAAAUCAAUUCUGCUUCAUUCCAGGCUGAUUGGUUCCCCACUAAUUGUCAUGAAAUUUUAUGCCUUUUUUCGUUUUGGAUGAUGUUGGGGGUCGUCAGAAUGCCAACUGUUACCAGUUGUUUUUCCGUCGACCCUCUCUUGAAAACGGAAGUUUUCAGACGCAUCUUCACACGGAGAAGGUAUGAAAUGUUAAAUAGAGCAUUACAUUUUGUAGAGUCCCCCGUUACGAAUAACGAAAAUCCCUCCAACACUGACGCCAGAAGCUUUGACCGUUUACACCGUUUGAGGCCAAUAUUAGCACAUUUAAAUUCAGCAUUUCAAUCCAAUUAUAUUUUAAAUAAAGACAUUUGUAUAGAUGAAAGCCUUACACUUUGGAAAGGUAGAUUGAGUUUCAAACAGUAUAUUCAGACCAAAGCUUCUAAGUUUGGGAUCAAAACAUUCGAGCUUUGUGAGAGCACCACCGGUUACCUGUGGUCGUUCAUUGUUUAUGCCGGUAAAGAAUCGGGAACAGAUCUGCAGCAGUCGCCUGGAGAGCUUAAAAGCACAGCUGUUGUGAAAAAGCUCAUUGAUCCCUUACUGAACAAGGGAUAUAGAUUGUUUAUGGACAAUUGGUACAAUUCACCUCUAUUAGCUAGGUUUCUGAAGCUCAAUGGUACCGACUGCGUUGGUACUUUGAGAUCUUCCCGUCGCGAUGUUCCCGUUGUAGUAAAUAAGGCUCCUCUUAAUCAGGGAGAGUACAUCGCCCGACAUUCAGGCGAUGUUACUGUUUUAGCAUGGCAAGACAAGAAAAGAAUAACCAUGAUUUCCACUUGUCAUGGUGCAUCUACAGCCUUGCCUAGAGUCUCUUCAAGACCAUUAUCUCGAAAGGAAGCUUUUAAGCCUCAAGUCAUAUUGGACUACAAUAAAUUCAUGGGGGGUGUAGAUUUAAAAGAUCAAAUGUUGGAGCCUUAUUUAAUAGAAAGGAAACGUUGUAAAAAAUGGUACAUGAAACUUUUUAAACGCUUUCUCAAUGUAUCCAUUCUUAACUCUCGCAUUCUUGUAGAAUCAUCUACUCAUAAACAUCACGAUCAUUUAGCCUAUCGCCUUGAACUUGUAGAUACCAUCCUUUCAAAGCAUCUAUCACAUUGUCCACAAAGCCGUAGAUAUACUGUGUCAAGCAGUAGAUCUACGCACCAUCAACCUAAUAGAUUUGUCCACUCCACACAUUGGCCUGUCUCAUUGGGAUCCAGGAAGCGCUGUUUUGUUUGCCUGAAAAAUGGCAAAAAAAACAUAAGAACCUCCUAUUGUUGCGAAUCCUGUCGCGUGCCACUGUGUGUAGAGGAUUGCUUUAAAGCUUAUCACACCUCUCCAUAAUACCAAUUAUUCAUAAACAACUACGGCGGGAAAAAUCGGGGUAAGAAACUUGCACAAUUUAGGUAACCAACCCGGCGAGAACCGGCGUAAGAAACUCACAUUCGCAUAUUGUGAUUGCUAAGUCACAUUCGUAUGACUGGUAUUGUAUGAAAACAGAGUGGAAGGUUAGAAUGAUUGUAUAUAUUUUGUAUAUAGUAUAGAUAUGCCUUUACAUUUUUUUACUUUACAUUGCAAUUUUUAUGUUUGUUAUCACUGUUUGUGAUUGCAUGUACAUAAUAUUAUAUUAUAAUAUGUGUGUUUCACUUUUUUCGCAAAAUUUCCAAUCUAAAGGCAUCAUGCAUUAUCUUUAGACAAUGUGUGCGUGUGUCAUUGUCUUUUCAACAUUCGAAAAAGAUGCCACGGUUUUGCUGUAAGGGCAUAUCUAAGUAUAUUUUACCGUAGUACAUAACCCUUUAACUUUUGACUCUUCGUAGAAACACAUAAUCAGAUAAAUAAAUCUAUCGACUAUAUCUGUCCUGCUGUAACUUGCACGAAGUGUACAUAAAAUAAUAAAGAUGGCCUACAGUCACUUCUCAUGGUUCUAAAACACACUUACGACGAUUACGACGAGGUUCGAAAUUUGACCCUUGUCUUGAAUAAUUAUUUGUGCAAUAUGGCCGUCACAGUUGAAGGGAUAUGUAAUACGAUAUUGUAUUCUAAGUUAAAACUGCACUAUUUACCUAAGACCUGAUUAUGUUGUUUUGUUGAGUAAUAAGUAAUACCUAUAAUAAGAUUAUGUAAAAGUGACUCGCUGGAACCCAGAUAAACCCUGCGAGGUUUUCGGGUAUAGCAUAUUGUAAAAGACUACAAUAGUCUUUUACAAUA
This is a messenger RNA of Aricia agestis (brown argus), 3539 nucleotides long. Its product is annotated as piggyBac transposable element-derived protein 4-like. Bases 231 to 2675 code for a protein of 814 amino acids. The transcript is spliced from 6 exons. Lineage: Eukaryota; Metazoa; Arthropoda; Insecta; Lepidoptera; Lycaenidae. The record is from RefSeq and is a predicted model, not a curated record.